Molecule: messenger RNA, 637 nt
Organism: Procambarus clarkii (red swamp crayfish)
Lineage: Eukaryota; Metazoa; Arthropoda; Malacostraca; Decapoda; Cambaridae
Source: RefSeq, a predicted model, not a curated record
GAAUGUGCAAGUGUUACCACAUGUCCGUAUGUUGCACGAAUGUGUGUGUGUUGCCAAGUCUCCAUAUGUUGUAGGAAUGGACGGCAGUGUUGCCAAGUCUCCAUAUGUUGUAGGAAUGGACGGCAGUGUUGCCAAGUCUCCAUAUGUUGUAGGAAUGGACGGCAGUGUUGCCAAGUCUCCAUAUGUUGCAGGAAUGGACGGCAGUGUUGCCAAGUCUACAUAUGUUGCAGGAAUGGACGGCAGUGUUGCCAAGUCUCCAUAUGUUGCAGGAAUGGACAGCAGUGUUGCCAAGUCUACAUAUGUUGCAGGAAUGGACGGCAGUGUUGCCAAGUCUCCAUAUGUUGCAGGAAUGGACGGCAGUGUUGCCAAGUCUCCAUGUGUUGCAGGAAUGGACGGCAGUGUUGCCAAGUCUCCAUAUGUUGCAGGAAUGGACGGCAGUGUUGCCAAGUCUCCAUGUGUUGCAGGAAUGGACGGCAGUGUUGCCAAGUCUCCAUGUGUUGCAGGAAUGGACGGCAGUGUUGCCAAGUCUCCAUAUGUUGCAGGAGAACAUGAAGACGAAGGACCGUCAACAGGUCGUCAGAACACUAACAUACUCGGUGUGCGGCUAGACACGGGUGGCCGGGAGACCGGUAAUUGA